UUAGAGUACAGAACCAAAACAAUUUCAUGUCGACGCUAAUUCUAAAAGAAUUAUAGCAUUUGAUAAAAAGAAUUGUUUUUAUUAAAAUUGUGCCGGCGCGGACAGGUUUUGUUGAUUUGCAGGCGAUCCGACACUGGCCUGUAAAUCUGUCAAAAAAGGAUAAAACGUAAAUUUCGCCUACGUAAUGGCAACAUCUGUGAACCCUAAGGAAGUGUUUAUGGUCAAUUGCCAUGAAAUUCCUGAAACAAUAUGCGUGGAAACUCGUUUUAUAACUCAUGCGUCAGUUUACAAGCCCAAGCAAUGUGAACAAUUAUUUUACAUUACACAUAAAAAUGGAAAAUUGGAGCUGACUAGACAGGAAGAUAGUCUGGUAGCUACAAAAGUUGCCACAACUCUUCCAAAACCUAGCACAGUUACACUUAGUAUUCAAGCAAAAGCGGCAUCAUUACAACCAGCAACAACAGGUCCAAUAAUCCCUUUAAAAACAGCAUUUACAAGUAGCUGUAAUUUCAACGCAAAUGAAAUAGGCGGUAAAAAUUUAAUAACAAGUUCUGUGGCUACAAAUCCUCAUCUAAACACGUUGGGAAUUACAAACAGGCCAUUGGUCAGACCUACUGUUAAUGAUCAAACUCAACAGACCGAACUAUCAACACUAAAUACGAAGUCUAUUGCUAUACAAUGCAAACUUGAUGAGGAAAUAUAUGAUGUAGGCGAUGAAUGGACGCCAAUCACUGAUAAGCCUUCUGGAAAUGAAGAAAAUCCGGAAAUUGAUAUAGAAAGUUUUCUAAAGUUUGUUAAAGAUAAUUCAGCGCAGCACAAAAAUUUUAAAGAAUGUUUAAUAUGUGGUGAGGUAUGCAAAUCAAAAAAAUACUUCUAUGGUCACAUGGCCAUUCAUCAAGGACCUAGGAUCUUAUGCUCUAAAUGCGGUCAAUACUUGGACAAUGAGAAAUUGCUGUUUAAACAUAAUUGUUACAAAGAAAAGCAGUUGGAAAAGGCUUUUUUGCAAUGUCCCCAUCACAGCUGCAGUGUAGCGGCGAUUUCGCAUCUGGAGCUUUACGAUCACAUUAACGAACAUGACAACAAUCGCAUGUAUAAGUGCUCUGCGUGUCGUAGGGGAUUUUGUACUGGUCAAGAAUUUUUACGUCACAUCCUAAUCAGGGCUAAAUGCUAUACGAGCGCCAAACGUAAACGAUUUUAUGUCUAUGGUUUGGAAUCACACAAAGAACGAUUAUGUCGUGUGAGGGUUUUUACUUUGCACACUUUUAAGAAACGCACCAUAUUAGUAAAGACGUUCUUGUCGCAGCGUGUCGCAAAACAAGGAACUUGUAAGAUUUGUUUAAGGCCAUUUACCAACAGAUCGGUAUUUAAUCAUCACCGUAUGAAGUGUCUAACCAAAUUUCGAAAGAGAUUGCUACGAAAAAGAUAUGGGAAAGCAAAUUCAGUAGGUAGUUGCUAAUAGAAGAUUAAUUAAAUAAAAUUUUAAAAGUCAUCUUAUAAUAAAAAAACAACGCAUAUCCACUUUCAUUGUAUUUAAUAAAUCAAGAAAUAUUAAUAUUUUUUUUAUUUUACGUAAAUUAUCGC
Messenger RNA from Lucilia sericata (common green bottle fly), 1581 nucleotides. It is a transcript of the gene Boh1, whose product is annotated as zinc finger protein 543. The transcript is spliced from 2 exons. Lineage: Eukaryota; Metazoa; Arthropoda; Insecta; Diptera; Calliphoridae. Bases 185 to 1456 code for a protein of 423 amino acids. The record is from RefSeq and is a predicted model, not a curated record.